Messenger RNA from Condylostylus longicornis, 642 nucleotides. RefSeq lists its product as uncharacterized. The transcript is spliced from 2 exons. Lineage: Eukaryota; Metazoa; Arthropoda; Insecta; Diptera; Dolichopodidae. The coding region runs from base 1 to 642 and encodes 213 amino acids. The record is from RefSeq and is a predicted model, not a curated record.
AUGUCAACUUUCCCGUUGUUAAUGAGUCUUGCAGAUGAACUAGACAAUUUAACAACCCGCUCAUAUUUAGAUGAUUUUGGUUUAGGAUUUUAUCCACAUCGUCAUUACCAUCGUGUUCCAUCUUUAUCAUUGCCAAGCGAAGAGGAAUGGGCAGAACAACAACAGUACCAACAAAGGCGUAAUUCUCGUUCGAGGAAAUUUUCUGAGCCAAUCAAAGAAAAUAAAAAACUUCAGCAACAAUAUGAGUUACAAUCAGCCACAACUUUAGAAACUUGUAGUAAAACUUUUAACUUUAAUGAUGCUAUGCAAAGCGAUAGCAUUGAUUCAAUUAAAGCACAAAACUCAAAAAAAAAUUCUGGAAUAUCAACUUUAAGUAAUAUUGAUGAAUUAAAUAUGUUAAAAUCCGAACAACAAUGCAAAAACCAAGAUAGUGAUGUUGAGAAAGAAGAUUAUGAUGGCUAUAUAUCUAAACAUGCAUCUUCCUAUGCAAUUGACAGCAAAUACGAAUUUCCUAAGACACAAUCUGAAUCAAACAGAUCGGUUAAAAAUUUUAAACAAUCUUCCUUAGAACAACUUGAUAAUGAAGAAGAAAAUAGCUUAAAUGCUUCACCCGAAGAUGCUCCAAAAGAUCCCAACAAAUAG